Molecule: messenger RNA, 837 nt
Organism: Asterias rubens (European starfish)
Lineage: Eukaryota; Metazoa; Echinodermata; Asteroidea; Forcipulatida; Asteriidae
Exons: 3
Coding region: 1-837 (278 amino acids)
Biological process (GO): G protein-coupled receptor signaling pathway
Cellular component (GO): membrane
Molecular function (GO): G protein-coupled receptor activity
Source: RefSeq, a predicted model, not a curated record
AUGGUAUCUAACAACGGUUUAGAUACGGUCAUCAACGCCGUUAUCGGAUGUUCGGCCAUUCUCGGAAACGGUUUGGUGAUUUUCGUCAUGACGGUCAGACGUGAUCAGUUCAGCUCCUUCACUAACCGACUUAUCCGUCACCAACCCAUCAUCGACUUCAUCUCUGGUUUGGUGUUUCUCCUCGUGACUGGGAUCAAACAGAGUUCGCUUUUUGAGGAAGUUGAGGACAAUUUCGUGGGUGUUUUUCUUUUCUUCAAUGUCGCUAUCGGAUGCUCGGCCAUCCUCGGAAACGGUUUGGUGAUUUUCGUCAUGACGGUCAGACGUAAACAGUUCACCUCCUUCACUAACCGACUUAUCCGUCACCAGUCCAUCAUCGACUUCAUCUCUAGUUUGGUGUUUCUCCUCAUGACUGGGAUCAAACAAACUUCGCUUCUGGAGAACGUGGAGAGAAAUUCCUUGAGCAAUGGCACAGUCAACCAGCAAGCAGACGGUGUAUUGAGUAAAGCAAAGCGAAACGUCAUACUGACAAUGUUAAUAGCUGGUAUCAUGUUUUUCAUUUGUUGGACACCAUUGGAGAUGAUGCGGUUUCUUGUUACUCUCGGAAUUACACGGGAACCAAACGAGCUGACCAGAACGAUUUUGACCGGGUUGGUCAUGUGCAACAUGAGCGUGAAUCCAGUCGUUUAUUGCUUCAAAUACCAGCAUUUCCGUACACAGCUCAAACAACUUGUACGGAGCCGAUUUGGUCGAAACCGAGUGCGCCCUGGAGAGGAGUCUAACGGGACCUCCUUAGCCGUAUUACCGAUACAACAGACUGCAACAGCAUCUGUAAGCUAA